Molecule: messenger RNA, 3966 nt
Organism: Patiria miniata (bat star)
Lineage: Eukaryota; Metazoa; Echinodermata; Asteroidea; Valvatida; Asterinidae
Exons: 3
Coding region: 148-834 (228 amino acids)
Source: RefSeq, a predicted model, not a curated record
UUUACGAGUAGAAAACAACGUGCUCGCUGACACAAUCAACAUUCGCGUAAAACAAAAAGACUGUCUUCGAUUUUGAGAUAAAUUUCGUCAAUAAAGGCUACUCUUUCGAGAUUUUGAGCUGUUAUUCUUCAAGAGCGUAAAGUCAAAAUGAGAAGACCGUCCAGCCUGCUUGUAUUGCUUCUGAUGUGCGCCGCUGUUCUCAGAACUUGCGUGGCUGUCAGAUUCUUAACAUUAGAAGAGUUUCUGCGCAAUCAUGAGCAGCUCCAGAACCCCGACUCUGAAGAGGAGCAUCAGACUGAAGAGAUGGAGUUACAGGAAGACUUUCUCUCCAUCUCAACUACUACCGCCACCACCACCCACCGGCCGUCCACUGCCCCACCCCAGAACCACAGGGGACACCAUCACUUCGAUCUAGAAGAGGAGGACGGCAGCGGGUCAGAAUUUGGCGAGACCACGACACUUGCGGCGACGCCGUCAACCACAACGAUGAUGAUGCAGGAGACCGAGGAGCCGACGACGACACGAAGGAUGACAACCUGCUGUCGGCUUGGAGAAGAGGCAGGCCUGAAGAGACAUCACUGUAACCCAGACAACUACCUGCCAAGACUCCUAAGGAACCAGAAUCGGGGUCACAACUUCAAGCAAACCAACAAACAACCCAGCCAGCGGAGGUCCCAGUUUGACAAGUGCGUCUCAGGGGUCAUCCGGAGGCUGUCUGAUGAAUUCAGGGUGUGCUGCGAGGAAGCCUACAAGAGGAUGUUGCAGUCGGAGACUGGCGAAGAGAUUCACCAUGGCGACAGAACACAUCUUUUAGAGAUCCCAAUCGACAUAUAGAAACACUUGAGCUCAGCAACCUCAAAAACCUACGUAUUGCAUAGCGUUGAUUUUAUCACCAGUUUAUGUAUGAUCCACCGACAAACUUGUCGCAGACACUGACAGGGUUGUAGUCCAUCACAAAUCAAAUCACAAGUCCAUUCACAAGUCCAGCCACAAGGUACAGGAGAUGAACAAGGAAAUGCCAUGGGCCUUAUUCACGAGUUGGCCAUUUUUGUAUAGAGUUCCUGAAUGCAUUCAUUACAUUUAAUUGUUAACUGUUUAAUGGGAUGGCGCCAGACCUUUUUUUGCAGGCACAAUGCAGUCUUAUUUUACUGUCAUUUUUUUGAAAUACGGCUUUAAACAUUAGGGAAUGCUUAAUUACAAAUGUUAAAUUAUUCAUUGAAGCAGACUGGAAUUUAUUAUACAUUAAUUUGUUUUCAUUUCUCUUCGCAAGUUCAAAAAAUGAAGAUAUUACCUAACUUUCAAUUCAAUAUGGCCGACUCAUGAAUAAAGCCCAUUGUCACGAGUCAUUUUAAUAACCUGCGACUUAAUUUUUGGGACUGGAUGGCUUUUGAUUGACUUGUGAUUGUCUUGUGAUGGAAUUGACUACAACUUUAGACACUGUCACAAUACCUAGGUUUGCAUUGUUAGAGUUAACUUUGCCAACUUAAAUGGGAGUGCCAUUUUCUACCGAAACACGCUCUUAAACUGCACCUAGGGUAAAACAUUUAUCGGCAUGCCACGCUUAAUAUACUACUCUAAAGAAAAACACUCUAUAAAAUAUCUACUUAACACUUAUGGAAUGUGUAUGAAAAUAUCAACCGUAUUACUAAUCAAAGAUUAAGGAUAACGAUCUUCAAAAGAAUGUUUCAAAUAAACACUGUCUUAAAAGUAUUUGUUUAUGUAAGCACACCAAAGUAUAUUUAUAUUAGAAGUAUAUUUUUUCUUUCAUUUGAAUAUAUAUUUGAUAUAUUGUACAUAACGCAGUUGUUGACUUUGACUGCAUUUUGUUUGUUGAUUUUUGUGUGAAUAUGGACAUGGAGAUAUGUGGAAAGAAUACGUCAUGUCCGGGGAGAGAAAAACCGUCAUCUACAAUCCAUUGCAGGACUAAAUUAGAAAAUUCAGUUAAUGUAUGAAAAUGUAAAAAACACCCUCUGAUAUUUGUUGAGGACUUUCACUACUGCACAGGGCAAAAGGUCCAUAAAGUCCAGAAAUUUCAAAACUGUUGCACUGACGAAUUGAUUUUGGAAAAAUACCAGUAUCUAGGGAAUAUCCACUUGCAUACAAGCGUCUAUGAUAUGUACACAGAUCCGGUUAUUCAUUAUGCAAAACUUCCAGAUUCUAACCAUUCAGCGGGCGCCUUCUAUCGGGUCUUCGGUAACCCUUUGUUGUAUUUAAAAACAUGGCAGCAAAUUGAGCAAUCAACAGCUUAGUUCAGUUUCUGCACGAAAUGACGUCACAAUUUCUCUAAUUGACUUUGAUUGGCUGCUGGGGGGUCGUAUAAAUUUGCAUCGCGUACAUAUAUCGGGCAUUGUUGCGGAGAUAGCGUGCGGGCACCAUUGAACAACGGAUGAUUUUAACUAGAAACCCAGUGAUCCCCACUAACAAUUUUCUUUUCAUUUUUUAAAGCAAAAACUGAGCAUUCUGUUUUUGUAAGAAAUUAUUGUAUCAGACUAAAACAUUGAACCAAACAACAAUCUUUCCCACACCCACGGGAUUAUUCCCAAGAGAGGUUAUCAGGGAUUUAUCUUACGUUGCGAAAACAGUAAAUCUUCUGAACAAAUACCCUAGGAAAAUGGCAGAGUGAUUAAUUUUUUUUUGGUGGAUCACGUGUCCGUGUUUUUGUUUGAUUUGACGAUAGCAGUAACUUAUCUAAAGGUAUUAAGACAAAAUUACGCAAACACCUGUUUACUCAAGAGAGAUUUGAAGAGAAAACCGUACCAAAAAUACUUUUGCGACUACGAUAGUCUGGGAUAUCGCAAAUUACAAUUAUUGCCUGUUAGUGUAUGAUAGGACUUCAUUGUAAAUAUUUUGGGUAAAUAUUGUGAAAAAUGUACAAAUGUAAGCAAGUUGGAGAGGGGGAAUAGUGAGAUUAAUAGAUUAUACAAUUCAAAAUUCAUAUAAAAUGAUGGACAAUAAAGAAGUUACUCAUAAUAAAGAAGUUUACUCAAACACAAGCUUUUAUUCCUAGCAUUCAUGAUGUAUAAUAACAAUUUCUAACUUAAAAAAAAUUAAAACUUAACACACACAAAAGUUAUAUUGCAUGAACCUUCCCCGCCUUAAUUGUGUGAUAAACAAAUAGGAAAAUUAAUGGCAAAACUGUACAGUUCAUUUACAGAUUUCAGUUUUUUCGUCUUGCAUGUGCUUUGCUAUUGCACAUACCUCUGUAUAAGUGUUUACAAUUGUACAUAACAAAUAAUUGAAAAUAUAUUUUCGUUCCAAAAUGAUUAAAAGGAGUUCAAGAACUCUUUUUGUUGUGUAGAGGUGUGUACAUGUAUUGAGCAGAUCUGUACUUAAAAAGAAAAAAAAAACGACAUUCAAAUGGCGAAAUUGCUACUGAUAUUUAUCAUUUUGUCCUUAAUAAUUCAUUUGUCCUUGAUUAUUUGAUUCAACAAGGAUUUCAAAUUUACAAUUUUGGAAAAAAGAAUUUCAAAAAUAAGUCCGCCAAGUUUUCCGUUGACUGGGGUCAAAAUCUGCACAACAUGAAAUCAAGUAAAAGAUGCUAAAAAUACAAUUAAGUUGCAUAAAAAUUAUUUUUUAAAAGUUUGAUAUUUUGAUGGAAGGUUUCUUGCCCAUAUAAUAUACCAUCAUGAACAAAAUCGACUUAAGGUUGUAGGCUAGUAAAUAGGUCCAAUAUUGCCUACACCGGCCGAAUCACAAUUAACAUGCCCUCAGAAUCUCUAAAGAAAGAAUGUUGCAAUCUGACGCCACUUUGUUCUUCACAUAUCACCUCAAUAAAGGUCCGUCAUUGCAAAUACAUGUAUGGUGAAAAGACAUAAAUCUGGGACUGAGAAACAUUUUCAAUUUUAGGAAAUACUUGGAACAUUUUCUUGACUCGCCAUAGACUUUGUACACAACCGCUGAAGUGGCGUCAGGAUACGACAUUCUUUUCAUCUCUGCCAUUAGAGAAUUGUAGUGGGCCAUGAACUU